UCCACAGAAGAUAGCAUCGGCCUGGCCCGGCAAAUGACUUGGGCUAUUGGCAGCGGGCACAUUUCCGAGGCUCUUGCUGUCUUCCAUUUGGUCCCCCAAAUCAACCGACCUCAAUCUCUCUGCCUGUUGAAAUCGGUUGGAGCGGGACGGGAGGCUCUGUUCGUCGUCUAUAUAGCCUCCCUCGAUCGCCGUCCUCCCCUCCCAUUGUUUCUUGCGAAGCUAUUCGACCCGAGGAGAGAUGGCGGGCAAGCGGAAGGCCGGCGACGACAUUCCCGGGGCAAGGCAUCGGGCUGCGCGGACGGAAACUACAGCCGGCGACGACAUUGCCGGUACUUCGGCGCAGACUGCAGGGCCGACGGCGACUGCAGCCGGCGACGGCACUGCCGGGACUUCGCAGGCGCUCGCAGGGCCGACGGCGGCGACUACACGCUGCGCUGUAGGCUACCCCGGCGGCGCCUCUUCCCAGUCCGGUGGAGCUCGCGGGGGCGGGGCCUGGUCGGGGCAGAGUGGAUCCGCUCCGCCGCACCGGAAGGCGCUUGCAGGGCACACGGCGAGUACACCAGCCUUCGCUGUAGGCUAUCCCGGCGGCUCGUCCCAGUUCGGCGGAGCUGCUGGCGGGGGAUUCUCUCUGUCGCAUUCGAGGGCGCCGACGACGCCGAUGCUCCGGCCGCCGCUGGGCAAUCCAGCCGUUGGGAGUGCGCCCUUCCCGUAUCAGUACCACGCGCCGACCGGCUAUGAUUUCUUCCCCGGCCAGAACCAGAUCGCCGGCCCCUGGCAGACAGGAACAGGGCAGCCGCGCGGCGACUCCGGCAGGAUAAUUUGCCACGCACCACUUCCACUGUGCAUUCUUUGCGGAGCGCGGACCACCUGGGUUUUGGGCUCGGCGCCAUUGUGCAAGGAUUGCUACAACGACUAUCUCCUCGCCAACAGCGUGCUUCAGCAGCACCCGCAGAUGGGCUACGCCGGUCAGCAGCGCCAGCUCGACCUCCGCCUUCCUCGGCCUUCUUCCGCGGCGCCGGGGCAGCAGCCUUCUCCACCGGCACCGGUUGCCGUCGGCCCACGACCGAGGGCGCCAGGUGCUCAACGGUGCCCUGUUUGCCAUGCGCCCACCACGCGGGUUUUGGGCCUGGAGCCCCCGCGCGAGGACGAGGUUUGCCACGACUAUCUCCUCGCCCAGCGUGCUUCGGCAGCACCGGCGGAUGGGCUACGUGAUCCCGACUCCAGUCCACGGCUAUGCCAGUUCUUCUUCUAG
Molecule: messenger RNA, 1252 nt
Organism: Triticum aestivum (bread wheat)
Lineage: Eukaryota; Viridiplantae; Streptophyta; Magnoliopsida; Poales; Poaceae
Product: formin-like protein 7
Exons: 5
Coding region: 239-1252 (337 amino acids)
Source: RefSeq, a predicted model, not a curated record